AUGGGCUAUUGGAGUCACUUCUCACUGGCACUGAACCCCGGAAUCCGCCUCCGCAAUACUUGGGGUCGUGACGCGCUGGACUGGGCCAAAAACCUGUCCCGAUUUGCCAAGUAUCUAUCACCCGCUAAAUAUUGCACGAUCGCAAUGGGAACUCGAGGCCUUGAGAUAGUGCGCUUCCGCAGGCGUUACUACAUUCGCUACCACCGGCUCGACAGCUACUUCGAGGGUCUUGGCGCCAAAAUUAUCGCGGGCAUCCCUACUGACCCUAAGGAAUAUCAUAAAUGGCUCGAGUCGAUGCGAGCCGAGUAUGCGGCUAGGGAAAAUGCCCUUGAAAGGCAUGUCUACAAGAUCCGCGAUGGCUUCAAACCUGACUAUUCGCUGUUUCGCGAGUUCGAGACGCUUCCUUCUGAGUUCCCGCGGCUGGGUAACUAUGUUGAGUACUUUUACAUCAUCAAUCUCGACCAUGAAGUCCUUACCAUGGACCACAGCAUACAUUGGAAGUUGGGAAAUAUUCCGCGCCAGGACGAACUAUGGCUUCGCGCUAUCGUAGACAGCAUCUAUCCGUUCAAGCUCACCAUCUCCCUCGACGUCUGUCCAGAAGAGCAUAUGACCUCGCCGGCUUUGGAGUUUCCUAAGCGGAACCGAAAGAUUAAAUACGACUUUCGCCUUGUAACCCCGAGGACACACCUUGCGGAGGCGCGAAAGGUGUUUCUUACAUUCAUUAUGGCUAAUACGCUUAUUCAAUAUAAGGACGAGAUCAUCAGAUUUGGGAUGGAGUGGAGCCCGGACUCGUUUCCCUUCCGCGAGUUGGCGUUUGCUCUCGUCUCAAUUGCGUCUAGUCAGACCACAUUCUAUUCUUUCCCCGCUCAGUUGUGUAACCCUCGAAAUUGCGAAAUGUCAGACUGCAAGUUAAACCACUUACCCAAGUCACCUGGAUGGCUUGACGAAGAGUGGGCUGGUGAUAGCGCUCCGUUGCUAGAAUUUGGCUCCCCGUCCCACCGACCGGGCGAGCCUCCAGGGGCGUCACCCACGGAGACGAUGUACUGGCUCGAGGAUGUGCUUGUCAGCCUUGCACUAGCAAUUGAUGGAGAGGCCAUUACGAAGGCCGUUACUUGGGGCAUUGGGCAGGGACGCACCAACUUUCAGCUCGUUGUCCUGUCGCUCUUCAAAGCGGCCUUUGCGGAGGUCUCCUUCGGUGACGACGAGAAUCCUUUCGUUAAAGUCAGCGGUACUGUCGAUCUAUCCCCUCUGCGCGCAGACUAUUGUGUGAGCACACAUCCGCGUAUGCGACCAGAGCUGAAACCUGGGAUGGAAAUCCGGCAUCAGCGCGGUGAGCGUAUUAUGAACUCGAACUGCACAGGGACAAGGAAAAGACUCCAGGGUAUGUUUCCCGGGCUUGCGGCGCUCGCAAACUUCUUCGAAGUCGCCGGGAGCCGCCGCGCAGCAUCCAAAUCGGCAGGUAUUCUCCCGCUGGAGCUGUAUGAUCUAAUUCUGGAUUUUGUCGACUAUGAUACGUGGAAAACCUGCUUGCUAGUAUCGACAGGGUUUCGUUCCCGGUGUCUCCGCAAGUAUAGGCUUGAUGAUCGGAUGAGGAUUGUGGCAGGGCCUUUUGUGAGGCUGCAAAGGCACCACAAGGAGCGUCUGGUGUCCUUCGACUUCGAAAACAUGCAAAUGGGCGAGAUCCUUCCAAUGAUGCAGGAUCCGCAUUGUAUAUGGACAGAAGAGUAUAACUGGAUGCCAGUCAUUGGCCGCGACCGAAAAGCACUCAUGGUAGACAUCGUCAUCCAGUUUAGACCGGCGGGCGAUGUGCCAGUGGAGGCCGACAGCGAUGAUGAAUGCAUGAAGUCUUCUGUAGCGUGA
Molecule: messenger RNA, 1860 nt
Organism: Aspergillus affinis
Lineage: Eukaryota; Fungi; Ascomycota; Eurotiomycetes; Eurotiales; Aspergillaceae
Exons: 3
Coding region: 1-1860 (619 amino acids)
Source: RefSeq, a predicted model, not a curated record